GCAGUCCGAUCCAGCUAACCGCUACAGCUGCGGACAACUCCGCACAAACUGCGCCCGACUCUCCGGAACAUCCCGCUGGGCUGGAGGGGGGACGGUAACGCACCGGAAAGGGACCCAAAUGAACGAGCUGGUGAGGAGUCUGCCCUCCCCGACUCUUCCCGGGCUGCACCUGCCGUGCCUGGACACCCACAAGGGCUGGCUCUUUAAAUGGACCAACUACCUGAAAGGCUACCAGCGGCGGUGGUUCGUCCUCAGCAACGGCCUGCUGUCCUACUACAGGACCCAGGCGGAGAUGGCUCACACUUGCCGGGGCACCAUCCCCUUGUCAACAGCCCACAUCGAGGUGGGCGACACCUGUCACUUCGUGUUGACCAGCGGAGGCCGAAGCUACCACCUGAAGGCCACCUCGGAGGGCGAGUUUCAGAGGUGGGUGUCGGCCCUGCAGCAGGCCAAGGCCAACGCCACCCUGCUGAUGCAUCACUCAGACGACUCAGGAGAUGAAACCCCCGUCCCUCAGGAGGACCACGCCCUGACCCAAGGUGUGCUCAAGACCCUGGCCACCAAAUUGGAGGAUCUGGGCACCUGCAACGAGCUGAUCGGGAAGCACGGCGCCGCCCUCCAGCGCUCCCUCAGCGACCUGGAGGACCUGCGAGGAUCCGCGGACAGCACCGACCGAGUGAAGGCCGUCAACGAGCGAGCCACUCUCUUCCGCAUCACCUCUAAUGCUAUGAUCAAUGCUUGUCGUGACUUCCUGGACGUGGCAGAAUCUCACAACCGGAGGUGGCAGAAGACUCUGCACUAUGAGAGAGAGCAGCGUCACCACCUGGAGGAGACCAUCGAGCAGCUAGCCAAGCAGCACAACAGCCUGGAGAGAGCCUGGAGGGAGAAUCCCACCUCGUAUGCAGGUGUGGAGCGGGCUCAGGAGGGGGACGCGAGCGAUGAGAAUGAAGAGGCAGAGUUCUUCGAUGCCGUGGAGGACUCCCCUUCGUUCGUAACUGUGACUGCCACUGAACACAGGCGCUCUGGAAGUAAUCAGAGUAUGAUGAGUGGAGUAAUGCCUAAUGACUGGACCCACAACGAGAAUGACACCACAGGCACAAACCAGCUGCAGCUGCGAAGAACGAGACGCAGUCGUAUUCCUGACAAACCAAACUACUCCCUUAACCUGUGGAGCAUCAUGAAGAACUGUAUCGGCAAAGACCUGUCCAGGAUACCCAUGCCUGUAAACUUUAAUGAACCGUUGUCCAUGCUGCAACGUCUGACGGAGGAUCUGGAGUACAGCGAGCUCCUGGACCGGGCGGCCCGCUGCGACUCGUCUCUGGAGCAAAUGUGCCUGGUGGCUGCCUUCUCUGUCUCCUCCUACUCCACCACAGUCCAUCGAACCGCCAAGCCCUUCAACCCUCUGCUGGGGGAGACCUACGAGCUGGACCGGCUGGAUGAGUACGGCUAUCGCUCCAUCUCUGAGCAGGUCAGCCACCAUCCACCAGCUGCUGCCCACCACGUGACAUCGCAGCGAGGGUGGACUCUGUGGCAGCAUAUCACCAUCGACAGCAAGUUUCGGGGGAAAUACAUUUCAGUCAUGCCAUUAGGUAACAUCCACCUGCAGUUCCACUCCAGUGGAAACCAUUACGUGUGGAGCAAAGUGACGUCGACGGUACACAACAUCAUCGUAGGGAAGCUUUGGAUCGACCAGUCUGGAGACAUCGAUGUUGUGAACACAACUACAAAGGCCACCUGCCAUCUCAAAUUCUCCCCGUACAGCUACUUCUCCAGGGAAGUCCCGCGCAAAGUGACAGGAGUAGUAGAAGACAAAGAAGGCACAGAACACUACAUCCUCUCAGGAACGUGGGACGACAAAAUGGAGAGUGCAAAAAUAGUGAAAAGCAGCCAGGGAUGUUCAGGGUCUGAAGGCAAACAAAAGACCGUUUAUCAAACGCUUCAGCCCAAACUGCUGUGGAAGAAAUACCCUCUUCCAGAGAACGCAGAGAACAUGCACUUUUUCUCCUCCCUGGCGCUGACCUUGAACGAGCCGGAAGAAGGCGUCGCGCCCACCGACAGCCGCCUGCGGCCCGAUCAGCGGCUGAUGGAGGCAGGUCUUUGGGACGAAGCCAACAACGAGAAGCAGCGGUUAGAGGACCGCCAAAGAGUCGAGAGGAAACGGAGGGAAGCUCAAGCUAACCAGGCUCUGGAGGAGGGUGAGUACAGGGACUGCAGCAAGAAUGGUCAAGACAUUGAGGGUCAUCUGCCAGUGUGGUUUGAAAAGAGAACAGAUGAAACUACAGGAGAAAGCAUCUACGUCUACAGGGGCGGCUACUGGGAGGCCAAAGAAAGACAAGACUGGAGCCAGUGUCCCGAAAUCUUUUAAGAACCCGCCUGCGUGAGCUCAGACGUGCAUGUGUGAGAGACUUCUUUUCACACUGAUUUUCAAGCACAAAAUCUCCUGCCUCCACUUCCUGGUCGACUCGCUUCGUCUCAGUUUCAGCUGUGUUUCCAGGAUGCAUGGCUUCAGCUGGUGUGUGUGCUUUAACGCUGUGGAAAAAUCAUUUACAAACAUGGACACGUUUGUUGACUCCUUUUUUGUUAAAGAAAGGAACCCACACAAAGGUCACUGAGAGAACUCAAAAUUUAAAUUCAUACUUCUCAGAUUUGAAAGGUGCCUUCUCCACACUGCAUGUUUUCUCUCCGUCCACAGAUGUUUAACAGGAUUGAGAUCAGGGCUUGCAGAUGGCCACUUCAGAAUGGUCCAGUGUUUAGUUCUUAGCAACUCAUGGGUGUUUUAAGCUAGAUUUUGGGUCAUCGUCCUGUUGAAGAACCCAUGACCUGACUGAAACCAAGCUUUCUGAGUUGGCAGCACAUUUUUUUCCAGAAAGUCUUGAUAGUCUUGAGAUUUUAUUGCUCCCUGCAGAGGUUCAAGACAACCUGUACCAGAUGCAGCAAAGCAGAACAUAAACAAACCUCAUCCCCAUGUGUGUUUUUGGGUUGUGGGUUCAAAUGUGUCCACAUCCAACUGUGAGCAUUUCAAGUCCUGUGUCCCUGCGUGUGACUGAAAUGUGGUUUACAAGGAACUAUCCUUCUUACACCAAAACUCAUCUUACUGAGUCAACUUGGGAACGUGAAGUACUCUGGAUGUCUUUCUACAAGCACUGAGAGUCUUGUUUUCCUCAAAGUUGGGAUUAGCUGAUGUUUGUUUCGCGGCUUUGACAAAAACACCAGUGUUUGGAAGAAUGGGACAAAUCCGCCUUCUGUGCUUUAAAGUUUUCUCAGCAGUUCAUUUACUUUACAGUUUACUGUCCUUUUCCUUCACACACACACACACACACACACACACACACACACACACACACACAAAGGAUCCUGAAGAACGUUCUAAAUAAAACCUUAAUGUUUUAUUUCAGAUGGAUAACCAGCUGUGAAACUUGUAACAAUUGAAUUGAGGACUUUGUAAUGGAGUAGCACAACAGAAUCAACAUGAUGGGGACAUGAAGGACCAGUGGACUCUGGGGUAGUUUAUCUGCAUGACUCUCAAACUGAUUGAAGCUAAAUUUUGUGACCUGUUGUUGACACGCACAUAGACAAAAUUGUUGGUAUCCCUCAAUGACAGAAAAACUCUCAAUGGUCACAGAAUUGACUUGAAGCUGACAAAAGUAAUAAUAAAUAAAAAUGAACAAA
Molecule: messenger RNA, 3669 nt
Organism: Austrofundulus limnaeus
Lineage: Eukaryota; Metazoa; Chordata; Actinopteri; Cyprinodontiformes; Rivulidae
Gene: osbp2a
Product: oxysterol binding protein 2a
Exons: 14
Coding region: 119-2365 (748 amino acids)
Cellular component (GO): plasma membrane; cytosol; perinuclear endoplasmic reticulum
Molecular function (GO): cholesterol binding
Source: RefSeq, a predicted model, not a curated record